Messenger RNA from Morchella sextelata, 528 nucleotides. RefSeq lists its product as uncharacterized. Bases 1 to 528 code for a protein of 175 amino acids. The record is from RefSeq and is a predicted model, not a curated record. NCBI's taxonomy places the organism in Eukaryota, Fungi, Ascomycota, Pezizomycetes, Pezizales, Morchellaceae. The transcript is spliced from 3 exons.
AUGGAUGUGGAUGAUGACAAGGCUGAUCUUCUCCGCAAGGAGAUGGAUGUUUUGAUGGGAGCUGUGAAUAAGCAUUACGCUUGGCUCGUCUCGGACAAACUUCCAGGAUCUGUUAAACGUAGGAGGGAGAUGCAAAAUUACAUCAAACUUCCAGAGGGGGCAGAAUGUAGCAAUAAUACCGGACACAUAUCAGUGCUAUUGGGGGCCUUUUUCGAAUAUAACGCUCCGGUGGACCCGGAACUUAUGGGCCAGGGCCUAGUUGAAAGGACUUAUUUCGCGCCUGAGGGGACACUCACCGCCACUCCUUUGCAUCAUCUAUAUCAUGUUACCGAUAAGGGUAGCGAUCAUGUUACUCUUUCGAUGAGCACACCAAAGGAAUUCCGUAGGCGAAUUACCGAGACAGAGGAAUUCCGUACGCGGAUACCCGAGAGAGAGUACUACAAGAUGACAUUAUGUUCCAUGUAUUUCCUUCCUAAUCUGGAUUCUCGAACCCUACUUAAGCUUCUUGCGCCAUUAUUGGCACAAUAA